AUGAUUCGUGUAUUGGCUCCCUUCAUUUCCACCACGGAAUCUCUUCACCCCCCAAAUCAAGUGGUCGAUUCAUCAUCUCAUGUUACCCCAUUUGUAUUCUAUCCCGCCACCCACUUCCUUACCCCUCUAACCCCUCUAACCUCCCCCUCCUUUCCUCCCCUCUUCUUAUUUGAUAAUCGGCCGCCCGCCGCAAGGCUGGUCAUGACUUCAUUUCCAUGCGAUCCAAUUUGUGUGAGUGGGAUUGCCCGUCUAACUCCGACUAGAACUAGCCCCGGUGGAUCUUCAAAUCGAGCGCUGCCGUUGUUCCAGACCCCCUCUCACCUCCGUUCCCCUUCUUCCAUCCAUCACAAUGACGAGUGUUGUCAGUUGAAGCCAGAUAGAAGACGGGGGAUGAAUCGUGCUUGGCUGAUCAUCGCCCAGUCUAUCGGUAGCCUAAAGAACACACCCCAACAUCCCUAA
This is a messenger RNA of Aspergillus neoniger CBS 115656, 459 nucleotides long. RefSeq lists its product as uncharacterized. Lineage: Eukaryota; Fungi; Ascomycota; Eurotiomycetes; Eurotiales; Aspergillaceae. Bases 1 to 459 code for a protein of 152 amino acids. The record is from RefSeq and is a predicted model, not a curated record. The transcript has 5 exons.